AGGGUACAAUUAGAAAUAAAAAGUGAAUACUAAAAAUGGAUAUCUACAAUACAUGUCCAUGUAUGCGUCGUGAAAACCCUAAAGACCGUGUAUGUUUUUCUAAUGGUUGUGAUAAACGUACUGUAUUUACAUUAAGUAAAAUGGCAUACUAUGCUUGUAUUGACAUUCAAAAAAAAGAGUACAACAGAAUUAGAAAUGCACCAGAAGUCGACAUACAGAACUGUUGUCGCAAAAUAUUAGAUGCCAUUAAAAGAAAUAUUGAUUUGCCAUAUGAUCCAAAUCAUACAGAAUGUCUCUAUGCAUAUCGUGAAAACUUUAAGGUAGCAUGUUUUGAAGCUGCAAGAGUUGGGCAUAUGGACUGUUUAAGAUUUGCCCAUGAAAAUGGAUUUAUAUGGACCUCUAAAACAUCCAAGAUGGCUGCUAAAAAUGGAAAUCUUGACUGUUUAGAAUAUGCAUACGAGCAUGGAUGUCCAUAUGGUGAUACAAUUUUAAAAUACUCUGCCAAAGGUGGACACUUAGAGUGUAUGAAGUACUUGUACAAAACUGGAUGUAAAUUGACCAUUUUAGCAUGCUCUGCUGCUGCAGAAGGUGGUUUUUUAAAAUGUUUAAAGUUUGCUCAUGAAAUUGGAUGUCCAUGGGGAACAAAGACGUGCACUAAAGCUGCAGCUGGUGGCUACUUGGAUUGCUUAAAAUUUGCUCACAGAAAUGGAAGUGUUUUAACCUCAAAAACAUGUGCUGCGGCAGCAAGAGGUGGACAUUUGAAAUGUUUAAAAUAUGCACACCGAAAUAGAUGUAGUUGGGAUGAAGAAACAUCUAAUAAUGCUGCACUUGGUGGACAUUUUAAGUGUCUAGUGUAUGCACAUAAACAUGGAUGUCUGCUGGGUCUAAAUAUUUUGGAAAAGGCUGCAAUAGGUGGAAGCUUGGAAUGUAUGAAAUACUUAUAUACAUUAGGAUGUCAGAUAGGAAGAUUAACAUGUGCCACACCUGCAAAACAUGGG
Messenger RNA from Diuraphis noxia (Russian wheat aphid), 998 nucleotides. RefSeq lists its product as uncharacterized. NCBI's taxonomy places the organism in Eukaryota, Metazoa, Arthropoda, Insecta, Hemiptera, Aphididae. The record is from RefSeq and is a predicted model, not a curated record. Gene Ontology annotation, molecular function: protein binding.